Molecule: messenger RNA, 1296 nt
Organism: Impatiens glandulifera
Lineage: Eukaryota; Viridiplantae; Streptophyta; Magnoliopsida; Ericales; Balsaminaceae
Exons: 2
Coding region: 7-1134 (375 amino acids)
Source: RefSeq, a predicted model, not a curated record
AAACCAAUGGCCAAGGAUGAAAGUAACAAAAGGAGAAGAACGGAUUCCGACAAGAACUCAACCUCUGAUCCUAACCUCGAUUCCUUCGACUGGGUAUCAUGGACCCAAGAAGAACAGUUAGAUAACUUUAUCCGGAAAAAACUGGAUCGUCUUUAUGACCGAGCUCUGUUUGUGCUUCUUUCCAGUGGAUAUCAUAAAGAAGUCGCUUUACAAGGAAAAGACGACGACGUUGAAUCGGAAGAACAACAAGAUCGACCUCAACCGUUCAAGAAUCUUGAAUUGUUAGUGGACUUCAAUCUGCACUUUAUGGUGUAUAUUUUGCAAAAAUAUAGUCCCAAUUUGAAUAGAAUGUCUGUACUUCGAUCUAUUCUUAUGACUGAUUUGAAUUUGAAUCGAGCCAUUAUCAUGACUAUGCCUUUUGACAUGCCUAGUGAUUUGAAUCUUGAGGAUGAUGAGGAUGGUGAUAAUGGAGAGAAAGACAUGUUCUUGGCUCUUGAAACCAGAGAAAUUCUUGAUAAUUUGAAUGUUCUUGAUGAUUCUGUUGUUUCCGAGGAAAUGAAGGAUGCCAUGAUUGCUGAUCUUAAGAAAAGGAAAAGAUGGGCAAGUAAGAAGGUGGCAGAAGGGAGAAGAAAGCAACCCUCCAGGGUAAAGAGUCUAAUACAGGAGAUUUGGGCAUUACAAUAUUCCUUAGAAGUGAGGUUAGGAUACAGAGUAUCUGCAUUAUCAUCAGCAAAAAAGGGAUUAGAUAAUGCGGAGAAAACUAUGGACUGUCUUGAGAUGGAGAAGGAAGGGAUUAAAGCAGAAAUGUCGGCAUCAAAGCUAAUAGAAUCGAAGACAAAGAAGAAAUGUUUGAAAGUUUCAAAGGAAAAGAUAUCGAAAUGGGAACAACAGUUGGUUGAGAAUGAUGCAGCUAUAAUCCGGGCUCAGGUGAAAUUGAAUGAGGCUAACGAGGAAAGGGAUAAGGUGAUUGCAGUAGAUAAAUUGGAAAAUAAGCUGGCCUUAGAGAAGUGGGGUUGUUUGAAACGAAAGGUUCGUUCGCUUACAACUGAGGAGAGGGCUAUUAUUGAUGAACACAUGGAGAGGGUGAAGAAAGUGCUUCAAUUCGUCGCAUCACACAUCAAUAAUGCAUUAUAAGACCGAGGCCACAGAGUUUAUGAACUGAAUACGCAAUGAUCUGUAUGUAUGUAUGUAUGUCACUUUGGAAUUAGACAAAUUCUUUUCCUGAUAUUGAUUUCCUGUUGAAUGAACAUAAUAUUGAUUUCUAUGGUUGUUUGAAUUAAAUCGAGUAUCACUCUU